UAAAAUGGACUGCUGGAUAACGACGUCGCAAUUGCAUAAAUCGGCAUAUUAUCUUGUUUACAUUCACUCGAUCUAAAAUGGCUCUGAUGGGAAUACAAGACUUCAAUAGAAGUGGAUUAACGAUGGAGAACAAAAAGGCAUGGUACACAGGCCAGAGAGCCUCAAAAAUUCCCCGGGGAUUGGUAAAAGUCGUCGGUGAAGAUUGUUUGAGUUUAGACUUGUCAUAUAACGAAUUGACAUCACUCUCCGCAUUGAUAAAUUACAAUCACCUCCAGGAAUUAAUUUUGGACAACAAUGACCUCCAUGACUUGAAAACUCUGCCACAUAUGCCGAAUCUUCAUACUUUAAGUCUAAAUAAUAAUAAGAUUGAUGACAUCGAUUUAGCAAUAGACAGAAUAAAAGAAUGCUGUCCCAGCGUGAUGUACCUGAGUUUGCUCGGGAAUCCAGGUUACCCAGAUCAACUUACAGAUCCAAUGGACAACGAUGAAGCUGACUACAACCGAUACAGACUCUACGUAAUUCAUAUUUUACCUGGUUCCCUGCGUUUUCUCGAUUCUCGACCAGUGACGAGCAUUGAAAAGCGAGAUGCUCUAACUCGUGGCAAAUUUCUCCGCACAAUUAAAUUUUCCACGCAAACGACAACGAAUACUCCAGGUGAUUUGGAAUUUGAUGAUCUCGUGGAUUUGAACUGCUCCCCAUUACCAAAGGCUAAUCGCAGUCCGUUGGACCAUAAAGCUGCAUUUGGAAAAUGUCGUUACCGUUACUCUGGAAAAAAUUCCGAGGGAAACAGAUAUAUCAUGAACAACGAUCUUUAAUAAUUCCAACAGUUUGACUGAUCUGAUACUUUACGAUAUUAUUACAACAAAAUAUUAUUUCUACGUGAGUCUUGAAUGGAAAUAACGUGUAGGUAUAAAAGUUCGUUUUAUUCAUAUUCCAGUUACACUGGUAAAUGCAUUAGAUAUCAACAAGGCCAUUCCAAUGAUUACUCCGCCUAAUUGACCUGAUGAAAUUUCAUACAGAAAGUAUUUUUUUCACACGAGAAAAAUUGAUUGGUAACAAUUGAUACAUUGCUCAUACGUACAAAGUCCAUUUAUCAAAUUUGCAUGUAAAUAUCCUGAGAUAAUUGGUCCAAUUUUUAGCACAACGAUUUCUUACAAAUAAAUGUAUAAUUUCUUAUCAUUACUGGAAUUGGUAGUUAUGCAUAGGCAGUAGUUUGCAAACUAACCCUGUCUUGCCUUAAGUACAUACAAAUUUUUCAUUUUCAAUAACUCCUAACGGCUCUCAAAGGGAGCAAAUUGUUCUAAUUAAAACAUCACACUACAAGUCAUGCAUUGCAAUCACAAUUUAUGGAAUUUUAAGUUUAUAUCUAAUCGAAGUUUCUUUGUGAUUCAAUAACAGUUUUCAAUGUAUAUCAUUUUUAUAUGGAACGCAUAUUGAGUAUAAAUAUAUUAUCUAUUUAUAAGUACACAAA
Molecule: messenger RNA, 1471 nt
Organism: Fopius arisanus
Lineage: Eukaryota; Metazoa; Arthropoda; Insecta; Hymenoptera; Braconidae
Product: leucine-rich repeat-containing protein C10orf11-like
Exons: 4
Coding region: 78-815 (245 amino acids)
Biological process (GO): melanocyte differentiation
Molecular function (GO): protein binding
Source: RefSeq, a predicted model, not a curated record